Messenger RNA from Fusarium verticillioides 7600, 2191 nucleotides. RefSeq lists its product as hypothetical. NCBI's taxonomy places the organism in Eukaryota, Fungi, Ascomycota, Sordariomycetes, Hypocreales, Nectriaceae. The transcript has a single exon. The record is from RefSeq and is a predicted model, not a curated record. The coding region runs from base 210 to 1757 and encodes 515 amino acids.
CGUGAAGACGUAAGCUAUUACCCAUCAAAGGUUCCGAGAUGAAUAUUUUAACAUUCCGUUACCACGGAGCUUCCUUUAACGAUUGUAUUGUGAUGUGCUCACUAAUAUAAUUGACCUUAACAUCUAAGCUUUCUAUGCUGAUUUAAGCUCUCAACUACAAGACUCAACUACAAAUAACAUUACCAUCCUUAGGGAACAGAGACAGCGUUAUGCCGGAACAAACUUCCUCACCGCAAGCUCUCCUCGACAAUCAGACCUCAGAUCCAAUCGUCAAAACAGAGUCGGGCGACGUUCGGGGCAGUAUUGUUGACAAGGUCCAUGUGUUUAAAGGGGUGCCAUUUGCUGCACCGCCUUUCGGGCCCAACUACCUCCGUCCUCCGCAGCCGCCAGAACAUUGGACUGGCGUGCGUGACACGCUAAGCUUCGGGCCCAAGUGUCCGCAGGUCCCCUAUCCGCCGGGCAUCGCUGAGGGCCUCGCAGAGCUAGUCGGCAAUGGUGAAGACUGCCUGACACUCAACGUCUGGACACCUAGCCUCGGCACCUCAGGACUGCCAGUAAUGGUUUGGAUUCCCGGUGGUAUGUUUGAAUUCCAUGCCACUGGUGCUGUAGCCUACUACGAUGGUAGUAGGUUUGCCCGCGACGGCGUUGUGUGUGUCACCAUUAAUUACCGGGUGGGUGCCCAAGGAUUUCUCUAUCUAGACAAUGGAACCCCCAACCUUGGCCUACUUGACCAAAUCGCCGCUCUCGAAUGGGUGCAGGAGAACAUAACCGCAUUCGGCGGAGACCCCAGCAAGGUCACUAUCUUCGGGGAGUCGGCUGGUGCCAUGAGUGUCGCCACGCUAAUGGCUAUCCCAAAAGCUAAGGGGCUGUUUCACCGGGCGAUUGUGCAAAGCGCAAGCAAUCCAAAGCUCAACUCAGUAGCAACAGCGAGGCGGAUCGCACGGCGAUUGGCAGAGAUCCUAGGCGUCGAGGCCAAAUGGGAUGUUAUUCAGGCGAUACCAUCUGAUCAGAUCCUUCAUGCUCAGGCCCAGCUGCGAGACGAACUGACCACGUGCCCUGACCCAGCUUUCUGGGGCGAGAUUGCGCUCAGCUUUAUCCCGUGGGCUCCCACUAUCGACGGGGAUAUUAUCCCGGUACAUCCAAUCGAUGCUAUCCGUGCUGGCGCUUCAACGGACAUUGACUUGCUCAUUGGCUCCAACACUGAGGAAACACGUCUUUUCUUAGUCCCAGACGGUUCCAUCGAUCGCAUUACGGAAGAGAUGUUAUCUAUGAUAGCAGGAAUGUACGGCUUGGCACCAGAGGGCCUCGACGCGUAUCGUGAGUUACAUCCGGGAGUUAGUACUGGUGAGCUCUUCUCAGCGAUCCAGACCGACUGGUUCUGGAGGAUUCCCGCCAUUCGCUUUGCUGACACCCAUGAAUUGGCGGCUCGAUCUUUGACCUACAUGUAUGAAUUCGCCUGGCAAUCGCCUCAGAUGGGCGGUCGCCUCGGCGCUUCACAUUCCUUGGAGAUACCCUUUGUCUUCGACACGCUCGGCCUCGGAACGGAGCCCCUUCUUGGCCCAGCUCCAAUGCAAGAGCUCGCUGACACCAUGCAUCGAGCCUGGGUCGCAUUUGCCACCACAGGAGAUGUCGGGUGGCCAAAAUAUGAUUCUAGACGCAGGUCAACUAUGCAUUUUGAUACGGCAUCGAGAACAGUGGACAAUCCCCUUGAUAAGAAGCUUAAGAUCUGGGACAGCGUGCAUCAGCUUCCUGGCUAAAAUGGGCACCGAGAGUAUAGUAGCGUGGCUGUCAUUGUCUGUACGUCGAUCGAACUUCUGUACGCCGAAUGUGACCAAAGAGACCAACAGUCGGUCGUACUAUUAAUCGUUCUGUAUUUGAACGCUCCUGUACCACCUUCUUAGCCGGGAUGAGGAGCAAAUUCUAUCAGAGGAUUUAUCUUUUACUUGAAGCAAAUUACAACAAUGCAAAAGAUUGACCAAGGGGCUAUAUCUCUUGAACAUAGUUUCAUUCUUCAACUCCGCAUUGCAUACUACUAGCUCUAAGGAUAUGAUGACUGUUGAGAAUUUGUCACAUUGCUAUGGCACCAAAACCCACUUCCAAACUAAGCUACAGUCCUUGCUGACUGUGAAUUAUUCUGACUGAUCGAAUGCCAUAAACAAAGUACUCUGUCUGCAACCAACAUAUUCAGCCA